Fonsecaea monophora is the source of this 4011-nucleotide messenger RNA. RefSeq lists its product as hypothetical. NCBI's taxonomy places the organism in Eukaryota, Fungi, Ascomycota, Eurotiomycetes, Chaetothyriales, Herpotrichiellaceae. Bases 1 to 4011 code for a protein of 1336 amino acids. Gene Ontology annotation, cellular component: membrane. Gene Ontology annotation, biological process: transmembrane transport. The record is from RefSeq and is a predicted model, not a curated record. Gene Ontology annotation, molecular function: ATP binding; ABC-type transporter activity; ATP hydrolysis activity. The transcript is spliced from 8 exons.
AUGCGCGAACAAGGCCCGCCUGGCAGACAGCGUAUUGCUCCACACGCAGCGACCUCCAAUGACUUUCCCCCAGAAGGAACAAUCAACAGAAGUCUCGAGUUGGAACGCGUGGCGACGUUCAAAGACUACCUCCGUAUCUUCACUUACGCAACCACCUGGGAUAUCACCGUUUACAUCGUGGGCGUGCUGGCUGCGGUUUGCGCUGGAGUCACCACGCCCCUGAUGUCCGUCCUGUUUGGUCGAUUUGCCUCUAAAUUCACCGAUUUCGAAAGUGGAAACAAUACUCAAAACGGCGAAGCAUUCGGCGACGAUAUCGACCAGCUCUGUCUUUACGUCUUUGCCCUGUUUCUAGUUCGUUUCGUUCUCGGCGCCAUCCACAAGUUUGCCUUUCGAAUGAUUGGACUCCGACUUUCGGCCGCCAUCAGACUGCACUACCUUACUCAACUCUUGGGCCAGAGUGUCCAUGUUCUCGACUCUCUACCACCGGGGCAUGCCAUCGGCACAAUUACAGCCAGCAGCAAUACCCUUCAGCUUGGUGUCUCCGAGAAGCUCGGUAUCGUCGUCGAGUACACCUCUCUCAUCAUCGCCGGCCUCGUCGUCGCUCUCGUGUGGAACUGGGAAUUGGCACUCGUCACAAUGUCGGGAUUCGUGGCUAUCGUGUUGAUCGUAUCCACUCUAACCCCAAUGACUGUCAAAGGUCAAGCACGCCAGGCCAAGUCAGAGUCUCAAGCCGCAACUAUUGCCUCCGAAGCCUUUUCGAGUAUUCGAAUGAUCAUGGCUUGUAGUGCGCAACGACAGAUCGUGGAUAAGUAUGGCGUCCUUGUUGAGGAGGCGAGGAAGCACGCUCAAGCUACUAGUCCGCUCACAUCAGCCCAGUUCGCUCUGACUUUCUUUGGUGUCUUCGGAACCGUUGCUCUUACUUUCUGGUAUGGCACUCUGAUGUUCACAAAGAAUAGACUGGACAGCGUCGGGGUCAUCACGGUCGUUCUUCUGACGCUUACCACCAUCUUCUUUUCCUUGAAUCGUGUUUCGGAACCUAUUCAAGCUAUUGGAAAAGCGACGCUAGCCGCCUGCGAGUUCUUUUCCGUCAUCGAUACUCCUUUGCCCGUUCGAGGCUGGCUCAGGGAACCCGAAGUCUCUGCAGCCGAAGAUAUUGUUUUCGACAAGGUUACCUUCGCAUAUCCGAGCCGACCCCACAUCAAGACCCUAGACCAUCUGGACCUGCGCAUCAAGGCUGGCAAGAUUACUGCUAUUGUUGGUCCGUCGGGUUCAGGCAAGAGCACCAUCGUCGGCCUGAUUGAACGUUGGUACACCCUUAGACAGCAGCAUGCCAUCGCCAAGACGACACAGUAUGAGAGGGACAAGAACAAGAAGGCUCAGGAGGGCGAUGGCGACAAUGUUGAGCUGACCAUGAUCAAAGACCCAGAAAAUGAGCCCCCAGUCACCCUACAAGGAGAGGUCAGGACUUGUGGUCAUUUGUUGGAUGACAUCGACGUCGAGUGGUGGCGAUCCCACAUUGGACUUGUUCAACAGGAGCCCUUCUUGUUCAAUGACACAAUCUAUAACAAUGUUGCCCUUGGAUUGAUUGCUUCUCCGUUGGAUAGCGAACCAGAGGAGCGCAAGAGGCAGCUUGUUAAAGAUGCCUGCCAACAAGCAUUCGCUGAUGAAUUUAUCGACAAGCUCCCGCAUGGAUACGAUACGAAGAUCGGUGAUGCCGGCGCUCGAUUGUCCGGUGGCCAACGUCAACGCAUUGCCAUCGCACGAUCGAUCGUCAAGAAACCCUCCAUCCUCAUCCUCGACGAAGCCACCAGUGCGAUUGACGUUCGGGGUGAGCAAAUCGUGCAAGCCGCGCUCGACAAGGCAGCUAAAGGCCGAACAACUAUCAUUAUUGCGCACCGACUCUCAACCAUUAAGAAUGCUGAUCAUAUUGUCGUUCUUAGCAGGGGCAGGGUCGUUGAGUCAGGCACACAUGAGACUCUAGUAUCUGUCGAGGGCGGAGUUUAUUCUAGACUGGUCUGCACUCAAGCCAUUUCUCUUAAAGACUCAGCACAAGAGGGUAUCGAGUCUGAAUUUGAGACUGAGGUUGCUGGCAUCCUGACCCAUGAAACGACACGACUAGAUUCCGAGUACGGUGGUUCUGUCGGCGAGUAUGACAAAAAGGGGCACAGACGCAGUCGUGGCUUCUUCGGAAGUUUUGGCCGGUUUUUCUACGAGUCCAAGACGCACUGGGGGAUCAUCGCUUUCUCCAUCGUCACGUCCGCCGCGGCCGGCACAGCUCAGCCGUUGUACGCUUGGCUCUUUUCCAGGUCCAUUGACCUUUUCAAAUACCAGGACAACCACUCUCGGCUUAUGACCGAGGUGGAUUUCCUGGCCGGUAUGUGGACUGUCUUUGCGGUUUCGGCGGCUAUCGUGUACUUCCUGACCUUCACCUCCGCGGGCCGUGUGGCGUCUUUCAUCCGGGCAAAGUACCAAACACAGUAUUUCGAGUCACUUAUUUUUCAGCGAGCAGCGUACUUCGACGAGGAUGGCCACUCACAUGGUACAUUGGUUUCACGAGUCAGAGACGACCCAUCGAAGCUUGAGCAGAUGCUGGGGACCAAUAUCGCCCAAGUCUGUAUUGCAAUUGGUAACAUCAUCGGUGGCGUUGUCAUGGCUCUAUCUUACAACUGGAGGCUGGCACUUGUCUCGAUGGGUGCUGUGAUGCCAGUGUGCAUCUUCUCGGGCUACAUUCGAUUUCGAUAUGAGCUAUUGUUUGAGAAGAUGAACGAUGCGGUUUUCGCCGAGAGCUCUCAAUUUGCUUCCGAAGCAGUUGGCGCGUUCCGUACAGUGACAUCUCUAAACCUGGAAGGCUCAAUCUUAAGUCGUUUCGAGAAGCUUUGCAAUGACCAUGUCCUUGCUGCAUUCAAGAAAGCACGUUGGGUCAGUAUCAUUCUUGGAUUCGCUGACAGUGCGACUUUAGGCUGUCAGGCGCUCAUCUUUUACUACGGUGGCCGACUUCUCGAGCACGGAGAGAUUGGUAUCUUGGGGUUUUUCGUGUGCUUGAUGGCAAUGAUGAAUGCUGCGGAAGGGUUUGGCCAAAGUCUGAGUUUCGGUCCCAACGCUGCCCAAGCGACGGCUGCAUCAAACCGCAUGCUCGACGCAAGAGAAACGCGCUUGAGGGAGCAACCCGAAAAGAACGAUAUUCCUGACACAGAAGGUGGCAUCAAAAUUGAGUUUCGUGACGUUCGGCUAAGGUAUCCGUCUCGAAAGAUGCCCGUCCUCGACGCACUGAACAUGACUAUCGAGAAAGGACAGUUCGCAGCUCUAGUUGGGUCGUCAGGCUGCGGCAAGACAAGCGUUAUAUCCCUACUGGAGAGAUUCUAUGUGCCAGAGAAGGGUCAGAUCCUUUUCAAUGGGAAGGAUAUCUCGGAUGUCGACGUUGACACCUAUCGCAAGCACCUGUCUCUGGUAGCACAAGAGCCUCUUCUCGUCCAAGGUCAGCACUCUUCCCACUCCCAACUAUAUUCUUCAGCACUGACUCCUACAGGCACGAUUCGAGACAAUGUUCUUCUCGGUAUUGACCCCAGCACGAUCACAGAGGAGCAACUCCAUACCGCAUGUCGUGAUGCCUUGAUUCAUGACUUCGCCGAGUCCCUUCCUGAAGGCUACAAUACCGACAUCGGGUCCCGUGGCGUCGCUCUCUCCGGCGGACAGAAGCAGCGCAUUUCUAUAGCUCGGGCUCUUAUUCGCAACCCAAAGGUCCUCCUUCUCGAUGAAGCCACUAGCUCUCUUGAUUCAGAGAACGAGAAGCUCGUCCAAGCAGCCUUUGAGCGGGCGGCGAAAGGUAGAACCAUGAUAGCGGUCGCGCAUCGGCUUGCCACAGUUCAAAACGCGGAUGUUAUAUUUGUCUUGGGCGAGGGCGGUCGUCUAUUGGAGAAGGGAAGUCAUACAGAGCUUAUCAGGAAGAGGGGCGUAUAUCACCAGAUGUGCCAAAGUCAGGCUCUUGCGACGAUGGUAUUGCCAAAAACCUAA